Astyanax mexicanus (Mexican tetra) is the source of this 5222-nucleotide messenger RNA. Its product is annotated as protein SOGA1. The record is from RefSeq and is a predicted model, not a curated record. Gene Ontology annotation, biological process: regulation of autophagy. The transcript is spliced from 12 exons. NCBI's taxonomy places the organism in Eukaryota, Metazoa, Chordata, Actinopteri, Characiformes, Acestrorhamphidae. Bases 83 to 4576 code for a protein of 1497 amino acids.
CAGAGUGUCUAAAUGCCAAAGCAGCUUUAAACACUUUAACCAGCACAGCUCGAGCUACAGACCUGCCUUUCACUCUUUUUGCAUGACGAAAACUAAAGUCGAGGCUGCUCCUCCGUUCUUCUCGCUCCUGUCCAAGAUCCCGCGGUCCGCGCGAGUCAUGACCGGAGGAGACGCGCCGGAGAAGCAGCGCGCGCACCGGCAACCACCGCACGGGAGCGCACCGGCUGCAGGUACCGCUGACCGCGCGCUGCCGGCGCCGCGAACCAAACCGCGGGGGGACGGGCACCAAAAACCGGCUGGAGGGGCGGCUCUCAGCGGAGGGGACUGUGGCGAGAGGGGCAAGAGGGGAGACAAGAGCCACCGAGCCGCCACCGGCUCUCAGAAACCCCGCGGGAAGACAGCCGGCAGGAGAAAACCACCCGGUGCCGGGAAUGCGAGCGAGGACGCGGGGAAAGAGCUCGGCAGUGCCCGCGGAAAGUUUCCCUGCACGGACAGCAGCUCGGAAGUCUCGGACUCCACCUCUGAGGAGAGCAACGCUAAGCUGACUUUAGUUAACGAUGGUCAGAGCAGCGACGGAGGAACCGAGAGAGGAGCCGAGGAGGAGACCGUGGAAUGCGCGCAUCUGGUUUCACCCAUGGACCUCCUCACCAGCCCGCAGGGGUUCGGCCAGAGGAGCGUCUCUCCUGGGGACGAGCGCUCCUUCGCCUCGCUGGACAGCCGCCUGAACUUCAGCUCGUCUCUGGCUUUCUCUGACCUUACUGGAGAGCUUUCUGAUGGGCUUCACGCAGAGCUUGCAAGAGAGAAUGAUGAUUUACGGUCAGAAAAUGAAUAUUUGAAGAAUGAGCUGGAGGAACUGCGAUCUGAAAUGCUGGAAAUGAGAGACAUCUACAUGGAGGAGGACGUGUACCAGCUACAGGAGCUCAGGCAGCAGCUGGACCAGGCCAACAAGACCUGUCGCAUCCUGCAGUACCGUCUCCGCAAGGCUGAAAGACGCAGCCUGCGAGUUGCUCAGACCGGCCAAGUGGAUGGGGAGCUUAUCCGCACUCUGGAGCAUGAUGUCCGGGUAGCGAAAAGUGUGUCUCUUCGGCUGCACAAUGAGCUGGAGGCCAUGCAGAAGAAGAGUGCUCGGUUGGAGUGGGAGAACGAGGGGCUACGUGAGCGGCUGCAGGAUCUGGAGGUGGCCAAGCAGGUCCUACAAGCAGAGAUAGAGAAACCCAGAGAGAGUUCUCUUAGGAGGAGAUCAAGCCUGAGAUCAUCAGCCAGCAGGAACGAAAAGAAGCUCUCUCCACAGGAAGAUAGCGAAGAUCUGAAAUGCCAGCUCCACUUUGCCAAAGAAGAGUCAGCACUCAUGUGCAAGAAGCUGACCAAGAUGGCGGUGGAGUGUGAGAGCAUGCGUGAGGAGUUGGCCAAAUAUAGGUUGCUGUACGGUGAUGUGGAUUCGACGCAGGCCGCCGCAGGCACCACCAACUCAGCCCACACUCGUGAAGCAGAGGUCAAGGUCCAUCUGCGACUGGUAGAAGAGGAGGCCACAUUGUUGAGUCGUAGGAUUGUAGAGCUGGAGGUCGAGAACAGGGGGCUUCGGGCAGAGAUGAGCGAAAUGCGGGAAAGAGCUGGAGGAGGCCAGGUUGAUGAAGCUGAUGGUGUGGAUGAGGUGAUGGAGGGUGGAGCGGAGAAUCUGGCUGUUCCCAUCUGCUUGAGUGUUGCUCCAUUAGGGGACGCCAAUGGAGUGACGUGCAAUGGUCAUGCAAAGUCUGAAGAGACAACACAACCAUCAGAGGACUGUCCACUGAGCCAGAUCCUCAGAGAAGGACCAAUUGGUGGAGAAAGAGACCCACUUGAAGACCAAGAGAAGUGUACUGAAACUGUAGAGAGAGCUGAAAAGGCCAAAAUUGAGUCAAGCAACCCUCUUAGUCUCAAGGACCUGGAGGCCCUCCUUGUAGUUCGCGACCAGGUUAUGCUAGUCACGUCAACCAUCCAGUUUCUUACAGGUACUGCCAAAAAUGGCCUCUCCCCAAUAUCUGACCAUAACUUCAUCUCAGGCACCCCUUACCUCAGCAAAACAGAAGCUGAUUCUAAGAGUAAGACCCACCCAUGGCUUUUGGAUCCGAUGUUAAGUCCUUUGACCAGUGGACUGGAGGUGCUACAGGCCCAAUUAUGGGCUUUAGUUGCUAAAGUAGAAGUUCUUGUGAAUUCAUCACCAACCGAUCACAGUUCAAACAGCAACAUUUUAGAUUCUGGUGAAAAUACAACUACAGAACAGGUGAUAGACAGUGAAAGUGAAGACACAACAUUGAGCAACAGUCUUAAACACAGUUGCAACCCGGACGGUCUUGACCUGCUCACACUGCAACUACGAUGGUUCCUUCAGCAAUGGCGCCAAGGGGAGAGACCUACUGGAGAGAAUAAGAGCCUAUUUGAGAUGGACGGCCAGAAAUAUCUUCAUCUUCAAAUGGAGGCGGAGAUACAAGCAUCCAGAAACAUUUUUAGCUCCUCAGCAGAGAACAACCAUCAUGGAAAGCUCCACAGACAGGUGAGCAGUGUUCUUCUCUCAGAUCUGAGGUCAGUGCUGCAGGAUCUAGCCUUCGAGCUGCAAGAGGAGUACCGAACCGGCCAGCACAUCGCACAGCAGUUUGCACAGUCUAAAGCAGCAUGGGUAGUGGAGUGUACAGAGCUCAAGAGCCUCAUAAGCAGGCUGGAAGGUACAUCUGGAAGAAUAGGGGCAAAAGGAUCUCCUGACCUGAAGAUGGCAUUGCAGAAGGAUCAUGUUGAGAAGCUUCAGCACCUUUUAGCUGAGUCCUAUGCUGCGGUCAUGGACUUGACACGACAGUUGAAGGUGUGUGAGCGGAACUGGAACUGUGAGAGGCAGGAGCUUCUAAAACACCUGAACCAGGCUCGUCUGGACUGGGAUAAUCAGAACAAGAACUUCCAGUCUGAUGGAUGUAAGACUCCAUUGAAAGAAGAAGAAACCAACAACAGGACGACUCCCAAAAUCUGCCAAUCUGCACGUUUUUCUACCAAGAACUGGUUGUACCUCAGUCGAGAAGCAGCUCUUAUGGACACAGAAGAUCUCUGCAAGACCUGGGACUGUCCCAUCAUGCCUCCCAGCUUCCCUAAUAUGAACCUAAAGCAGGAAACAGCUCAGAAGAGCCACACAGCUCCAGAGAGAACCACACUGAGGAUAUACUACAGUCCUCCCUCAGCACGCAGAAUCCACCUCAGUGCUGUGGCAGUAGAAGAUCAGGAUGAGGGUGAGGAGCCUCGGGAUCGGCCAGAAAAAAACUGCCACCGACCUUCAUCUCAGCAUAUCAAUGGAGAUUCAACCACUGUCUACGAGAGCUGGCUUGGGACUCUACCUCUGGAGUGCAAUAGUACAAUAGAGCAAGGUUCAGUUGCUGCCAUUAGAACCAGCUCUUCUUCUGGUUUCCAAACGCAUGGACUAUCGUCUCCAUCUUGCCUGCCCUUCAGUUUAGAGGUUUCAGCCAACAUGAGUGACGACAUGAAGGAGAUGACAGCCAGUGUCCUUCAAUCUUCUCUCCCUAGCACUCCAGAGAGGAGGAGAGGGCGGGACUCUGCGAGCCAUAUUGUGGGACUUAUCAGCACAGGAACCCAAACGAACACUCAAGUUCAACCUCAGGUGAACAGCGUGGGUCUUCAGACCGAGGGUCCUCGAAGCAUGUAUGCCGGGAAACACUGGUCCCCCAGGGUGACAUCAUUUGUGUCUGGUCGUGCUCAGCCAAUCUCUGCAUCCCUGGAGAGGAUGUCUGGGCCAACAGAAAGGCUACCAGCUUGCUCUACCUCACCUAAACUCAACCGAAGACACUCCACCUCCUCUCCAUUUUUAUCUACCUCUUCUUCCUCCACCUCCUCAAAUUCCUCUUCUUCCAUUACCUCAUCUACCCUGUCGUCCUCUUCAUCGUCAUCUUUAGCCAUUUCUUCCAGGCUGGGAACUUCCAGGGAGCGUGGUUUAUGGAGUAUCUCUCAGUGCAGUUCCAGUUCCUCUGCCUGGGGUCGUUCCAGCUCAACCAGACCCAACUCAGUGUCCGGGGGAGGCAGCGAUAAGCCCGCUGGCCGCAAGUCCGCAGGGAUCCAUAAGUACGGUCUGGUGCAGGAGUUUUUCCGCAACGUGUGCGGCCGUGGAGAGAAACCCAACCCGGGAGGGGAGAAAGCUCCAGCAGUUCGUAGGGAUCACGCUGGUUCAGCAAGAGUAAAGAAAGCAGAGGGGCCUACUUCUCGGAUUCCCAGCGUACCGCUGGUGCGGAGCGACAGCGUAACCAGAAUUGUUAAUCGCAGGUUUAUGAAACAGGGUCAGAAGGAUGAGCCAAGGACUGGACAACUACAAGCUCAGGGUCAGUGCCAGGGUCAAAGCCAGGGCAUCAAGACACCCAUCAGUAAGGACAAGGGACUUGGUGCUGUCACUCUGGAGGACGGCCCCUGCGAUUGCAGCUCUAGAACUCUAGCAUCCUGCUUCGCUCGAGCAUCUCGCACCAACUCUCGCCACGCCCACGGUCACUGCAAGCUCCGUCCACAUGAAUACCCCACAGCAGCUGCUGGGAAACGGGAUCCGAUUCCCCAGUAAGAGGCGGAGUCACCGUGCACACUGAUACCACUGCCCAGCUGACAGGAUUCUUUAGAGAGGUGGAGAAGAGCUUAGAGCAGCCUAGAUUGUGAUGAGGGGAAAAGAACCAUGACUCAGUAUAAGAUAUAUGGAUAUAUGGAUAUAUGGCUUUCUCCUCCACUUGCCAAACUUUUCUCCUUUUAUAUGUAGAAAGUGGGUUUCUGUUGGAUUGACUGACCUAAUUAUAGUGUUUAAGUUUAGUGGUUUUAAAUUGAUAAGUUUUACAUCUAUGUAUUUUCCAUGGUUAUAGUUAUAGUAUAUUUUAUGUUUUUUACUGUUAUACAAUAUUUAUAUCAUUGCCAACAGGCUAAAACCUUGUAUUUUCAUUUUUGCCACUGUUACCAUUUUGCCCUAUUGUAAAUCUGGCUGUUGUUCUUUAUAUUGUGUUUCAAAAAUUGAUGAUGAAUGGACUGAUAAAAAUAAAACAAAAAUUACACUAAUUUUCAUUAACUUCUCCUACAGAAUAAACAUGUCAAUGUUUUUUUUGCCUGACUGUAUGUACAUAUAUAAUGGCAUAGAACUGUUAGAUGCCUUAACAGUUAACUGUCUUAAAUGGAUAUUAAAGCCAUAUUAUAGACUGUAAAUAAAUUGAAUGCUAUAAAUCACA